Amoebophrya sp. A120 is the source of this 3147-nucleotide messenger RNA. NCBI's taxonomy places the organism in Eukaryota, Dinophyceae, Syndiniales, Amoebophryaceae. The record is from the annotation of a GenBank genome assembly.
CGUAAAACCACGUACACGCAAACACGAAUGAUCCUUUUUGAAAUCGAAAAGAUCCCACUCACUUUUUACGCAAGCGCAGCAACUCCUCGUUGGAUUCAUCCACCGGAUUUCCCCAUCGGAUCAACACUAACUUAGUCACAACGCUGUACGUACGAACAUAGCACCUUCUUCUUUCGACGGAGAUAGUUGUAAAAGAUAGCGUGCUCCAUCUCCAACUUUCAUCUGCCAACGACCAAAUCAAAACCUCAGCACAACAACUCCUGCAACAAAAAAAAAACCAACAGCAGCGACUCGUUGCUUGCGAAGUUUUAAAAAAGGCUAGUUUUUUUUUGUGUGAAAUUUCACGGAAAGUAGAAGUUAGUAGUAGAACACAAAAAAAAUGUUGGACGCAUUGUACACCAUCGCCUUUGUGGUGGUCCCGGGCGUCUACUUGCUGGGAGGAAAUGUCGUUUCCGCGGUCCGCAACCCGCUGGGGGUGACGCCGAAAACCAUCGAAACGCAGAGGAAAGGGUAUGGUGUCCAGAUUCUCCUCGCCUUGCUGGAAAAGCCGUUGGUCUGCUUCUUCGGCCCGGUCUACGUCGCGCUGUUCCUCAGGUUCGGACCAUUUUCUUGCAUGCAAUAAUGCCUUUUUUCGUCCUUGUAAAGAAGAAAGGACAAAAAUGUUGUCCCCGUUUGCAUCAUAAGAAUAAAUAGGAUUUCUCGCGCGGGAGGGAGGCGCGAUAAUAAAUUGCUCGGCGUACUACUACAACAAUUACAAUAUCAACAGCUACAACUGCGGCCUGCCGUUCCUGUGGGCGUUUCUGAUCUCCCUGACUUACCCGGUGUACGUGCUGCUGUGCUGCGGCAUCCUGUUCACCCAGUCGCAGGAGUACGGCGAAGCGUCGCAGGGCAUUCCGUCCGAAAUUGAGAAGAAGCAGAACGAACUGCUCGUCUUCCACGACAAGGACUUCAAAAAGGAGUGGUUGGGAAAGAAGAUUCCCAUGGAAACCGCCAUCGAAGCCUACCAGGACCAAAAAAUCGACUUCAAGGGAGCCAACGGUAUAGAAUAACUACUUCGACCGAAGUUUGAUGGUUUCAUCUCAUAGGAAAAUUCAAAUUCGUUUCGCGUCAUGCCGGAUGAAAAUAACUACCACCAGAUGGAGUUUAGAAGGGCUUUAGAUAGAAAAAUAUUUAUCUCAAAGGCAAACAAGCAACCGAAUUAUUUUUAACACAUUGAAAUUUCAGGAAAGGACGACAUCAUGAACACCAUGAUGAGCCGCUACGAAAUCUUCAAAUUCUCCGUCACGAAGGAAAACAUCGCUUCCAUCUUCCAGGACUUGCUGCGGUAUACUAUCGAUUGAUUUUUCUUUUGGUUCUCGUCGUAAUCGUUCUUUUCCUCUCACAAAUAUGCAAAUGACAAAUCAAAAUUCUUAUAAGAUUUUACUUCUAAGAGACACCCCUCAACGUUCAAAACAGCCGCGUUUGGAAGCAUGACGAGGACGCGGACAAGGCGGAUGUGUCGGACGUGUACAACCGGGGCAACGAUUUCUACGGCUGGUUUUUGUGCGACAAGAUGCUCUACUCGGUCGGCCUCUGGCCGUCGUCCGACCCGCAGAACUUUGACGACAACAAAAAAAUGAACGAAAUGAUGUCGGAAGCCCAGACCAAGAAGCUGGACAAGAUCUGCAGCGAACUCUGCAUGAUGAAGCCGGGCAUGAAGCACCUCGAUCUCGGCUGCGGCUGGGGUGCCCUCAUCCUCCACGCGACCGGCAAAUACAAGGUGACAGACUUAUUAUUUUCAGAAUCAAUUUUUUUUUUUAUAGCCGCAUAAGAAACUAAGUCACGGCUUUCUGUUCGCUGUGCAGCUCUAUUUUGGAGAUCUUCCGUAUGCAAUCUGCUGGUUCACGGAUUUUCAUCUCUACCUAGAAAAAUGCAAAACGGUAUCGAUUUUUUUCUAUUUUCACCAAAUAAAAAUGAUCAGGUCGAAUCCACGGGAAUCACGCUUUCGCAAGAACAAGCGAACUUCAUCGCCGGCAAGGACACCGAGAAGAGGACGGACGUGAAAGUGAUCAACGCCUGGACCUGGUUGGAUGAAAAAAUCAAGGAGGGCGUCAAGUACGACGUGAUUACCUGCCUGGAAAUGUCCGAGCACAUCGGCGUCCGCGACUACCAGAAGUUCUGCCAUGCCGUAUCAAAAUUUUUUUUGCCGCUUGGUUGUUUUUGUAUUUGGUGAUAUCAGAAUUUUUUCUUGUUUUUUUCUCAUGGAUUUUGGUACGAUUGAUUCGUUCAUUAAGCUUGUUCUAUCUCCACUUCUCCGCAGGUCCGACAAGUGCUGAAGGAUGAUGGCGUCUUUUACCUGCAAAUCGCCGGCCUGCGUCGCAACUGGCAGUAUGAGGAUCUGCUGUGGGGCCUGUUCAUGAACCGGUAUGAUUGAAGAUUUCCUUUAGAAAUGCCUGAAUAUCCACCGCGCUUAGCUUCCUAGGUUGUAAUUGUAUGCAGGGCGUUUUUGGCCUUUUUCUCUUUGGCAGCGUUAUUCACCGGUACUUGAUUAUGAUUUGCAUUUGUUUCUGUUACGAGUUAGAGUUCUUACGACUCCGAUCACCUUAUCACACACAGCUACGUGUUCCCGGGCGCCGAUGCCUCCUGCCCGCUGUACUGGGAUGUGGAGCAGCUGGAGAGGUCCGGUUUCGAAAUCCGGUCCAUCGGCAACGAGGGCGUGCACUACGGCCUGACCAUCUACGCCUGGUACAAGAACUGGCUCCACAACAAGACCAAGGUCGUCGCCAAGUACGGGGAGCACAGCUGGAGAAAUUGGGCCAUCUUCCUCAGCUGGUAUAAAGAAAAUUUCUAUUGUGUUGUACUACGGGCUGCUACCCGUCAUGAGAUAGUCGCUUUUUUUUGUUCGUGUAGCAUGAAUUCUUCUGGAAUCUGGAUGCAACAUGUUGAUGAUGCCGACCCUCUAUCUCAAUCAUGCCCUCGUUCUCCCAAAACCCCAGGUCCUACCUGAUCGCGAUGCAGGGAAGCAGCACCGUGUACAUGAUUGCGCUGACCAAGAACUUCCCGAACGAUGUGCGGUCCCGCAAGGCACUGUCCAAGGACGCGAUUGCCGAUUUCGGAAUCAACCGCGCCAAGCUGGUCGUCGACAAGGUGCGCGACACCCCCAAGUGA